Messenger RNA from Phacochoerus africanus (Common warthog), 2635 nucleotides. It is a transcript of the gene RASSF6, whose product is annotated as Ras association domain family member 6. The record is from RefSeq and is a predicted model, not a curated record. The transcript has 11 exons. Bases 504 to 1517 code for a protein of 337 amino acids. Gene Ontology annotation, biological process: signal transduction. Lineage: Eukaryota; Metazoa; Chordata; Mammalia; Artiodactyla; Suidae.
UCUACCACUUCCCUGCUGUGGCGAAAAGGAGUAAUAAUUAACAGCUUCUUAGGCUUGAGGACCGGCAAGACGGAGGGGCACCGCCAGGCGCGGAGGGAGCCCUGUGCCGCCCUUCCCCCUCCCCGGCUCCGCCCUCCACCUUCACCUCUGCGACAGGUGAGCGAGCGGAGCGGGGACUCCAAAGGUGACCAGAGUUUGUGACUGAGCGAGGCAACAAACUCGUCGGAGCAGGUUCAGCCCCGCAACUAAGGUAAAAAGCCUUCUCCUGUUCACAGUGUGUGUAACAGGUGCAAAAGGAGGAUAGGGAGAAGAACCCUUCCAACCCUCUCCCUGAGGUCAAGUUGAGGGUAAAGCAUUAGAAAGCAGAAUUCAUAGGCAGCCAGGUUGGAAGGUGUGCGUGGAGCAGAGCAGCCUGAAACCCGGACAUUCUUUUCCUUUGGAUUUUUUCCAGUAUCCUUUCCUGACCCAGGGUAGCCUCAGAUGAUCUUGAAAAGGGGGAGAAGAUGACUAUGAUGGCUCACGAGGCCUCUUCUUGGAUCUUCAUCAAUGAGAGAACAUUCAUUACCAGGGAACAACUGAAUUCUUUAUUGAAGACCUAUAACGUCUUUUAUAGGAAUCAGGAAAAUCUGCAUAUUUUAUAUGGACAGACUGAAGAUGGUAAACUAAUUGUGGAAGGGCUGUUGGACAUUUUCUGGGGAGUAAAGCGCCCUCUACAACUGAAAAUACAAGAUGAGAAGCAGAUCCCAUCUUUUACUGCGCUAAAGUCACCGGAUGUCUUUUCCAAAAGGGGAAUGACACGCUGGGGAGAAUUUGAUGAUCUUUAUCGAAUUAGUGAUUUGGACAGGACUCAGAUUCCAGUGUCCGAAGCAACAAAGUCCCAGGAAGAUUAUUUAUCUUACCAGUGUAGCACUCUGAAGCCUCAUACAGAUGAAGAGCCUGAAUCCCCGCUACUGUAUAGAACCAUGAGUGAAGCAGCCCUGGUGAGGAAAAGGAUGAAGCCUCCAAUGAUGGACAGAAAAGCCAGACAGAAACAUAGGGCCUCUAUUAACGGACACUUUUAUAACCAUGAAACAUCAAUAUUCACUCCAGCCUUUGGAUCAGAAACUAAGGUCAGAAUAAACAGUGAUAUGAGAACUGAAGAAGUAAUAAAGCAGAUUCUCCAAAAAUUUAAGAUUGAAAAUAGUGCCCAGGAUUUUGCACUUUACAUUAUUUUUUCAACAGGAGAGCAGAGACGGCUAAAGAAGACAGACAUUCCGCUACUGCACAGACUCCUACAGGGACCUUCCAAAAAGAAUGCUCGCAUUUUCCUCAUGGACAAAGAUGCAGAAGAAAUUAGCAGUGAUGUGGCUCAGUAUAUUAACUUUCAUUUUUCUCUCCUGGAAUCCAUCCUUCAAAGACUAAAUGAAGAGGAGAAAAGAGAGAUUCAAAGAACAAUAACAAAAUUCAGGACAGAAAAGGCUAUCAUCCUGAAGUAUCUUCAAAGUAAACGGGUAAUAAAAACAGAGACAACAGUUUAGUAGUACAGGUCCCUGUUGCUAAAACACUUCAACAAAAUUAGAAGGGUGUUACUAUUUGAGUGCAUAAAUUCUAUAUUUGUAUUCAUACAAAUAUAUGUGAACUGGAAUCUGCAGAAAACUGAAUGUCAAAACAGCUUGUCUCUCUUUGAAGUGAUGAGGUGAACUUGGGUUCACAGUUGAAAGGAAAGGAACUUGAAUUUAGCUUCAGUAACUGAAAUAAGCUCGGAUACUAUGUAUUCCAAAUGGUUGUUAUGGUAAAGUGCUCAAUGAACUCGAAUUUAAAUAUCUUCAGAUAUCAUGUAGCUUUAUAUGUCUUUGAGCUUCAGCUGUCAAGAGAACUGAAAUAUCAUCAACCAACUCUCAGAAAUGAUUCGGAAGUAAAAGCUGCCAGCUCCUGAAAUAAAAAAGCAGCACAUUAUUACCCACCAAAGAGUUUGAUGGUUUAUGGUGUUUCACAGUGCCUUGAAAACUCCAGCCUCUUCAUAAAAUCUAGGGCUAUCUUUAUAUGGGUAGGUGACUGUGGGCUAUCUGUAACAUCAGAACUGUCUAUUCUCAGGGAUGGAAAAGAUUAUGGACUCUGUUAAGAAAUCCGAAGUGUAAUUUUCUCAACCUGAGCCCUUCUCCUCCCCACUCUGUUUUACUGAUGACUUUCAAAACUGUUAUUAAGCUUUUUAAAAAGUCAAUUGAACUAGUUUUCUUUAUUUUUUCAAAAAAAAUACCACAGAGAUUUAAUGUAUUUUAUCAGCCAGGAUAAAACUUGGUCCAUAAUAACCAUUUGCUGCUGAAUGAAUAUGGAAGAUAAUGCAAAUCUAUGGUAGCUGAAGUGGGACAGGGAAUCUGUAGCUCUGCCCUUUUUCUCCAAAGUACUCAUUCUACAGGAUAACACUCAGAAAACUUCAAGUCUGCUUAACCACUGAAAAUGCCACAAGUAUCAUUGAUGAUUUUAUUUAUGAGCUCUAUAUUAAAAUAGAGUUGUAUGCAGCUUUUCUCCACUCUACUACUCCUUCUCAUCAACAUUGGAUUAAAUUGUUUGAUUGCAUUAUACAUACCAUGAGAUAAGGGAUCUACAGUGUGUGUACAUAUAUCAUGUAGUAAACUUGGUAACUACAUAAACAAAA